AUGAGCAUCCUACAGAAAGGACUUGGUGACUCUCUUAGCCAUGUAGUCACCGACGUGGUCAACGAGGGCGUGCCCCCAAGCCCGGAAUUUGUGUAUACGCGUGUGUGUCUGGGUCGCUCGGACACGUUCAGACUUCGGUCACCUUCCACGUGCGCUCCGUGCCGUGCACGGCGCCUGCUGAGAUGCCUUGUCCGCCGCGCGAGGCCGCUUUUUAACUCGCCGGUUCUGAUGCCUCCGUGCUGCCGCCCUUCUGGGUUUCGCCGCCUCCGCGUCAGCGCACGUUCUCUUCCGAGGGCGUCUUUCCCCAGGGAAGCCGGGGACGCAAACCAAGCCAGGCGGCCCGGAAGGCCCGGUGUGAGCAAUUCUCGGACGACAUUUGGGCACGUGGGGAGGCUGAAUCCAGCGGGCGUGGGAGGCGCCGUCCGGGCGGCCCAGACGUGGGCCGGCCGCCGUCGGGGGAGGAGCGCCCCGCGCGGCGGAGGGCGGAAGCGGCGGCUCCGGCGCGGGCUUCUGGCGGCAGAGCGAGGCCGCGCGGCGGCGGCCGCCGGAGAGGCCGUUUCUGCGUGCAGACGCCGCCUUUCGCACGCGGCUCCCGCGAGUCCUUCCCGCGCCCGGCACUCGCCUAGGUAUGAGUUUUCAGGCUUUGACCAGGCAGCAGGUGAGAGGCGGCCUCUAGCCGCUCCAGUUGAUUGGGAUAUCUACUCAUCUGGAGACAAAGUUGGUUCAUCAUUAAGAUGUUAUUCUGAUGACGGCAAGCAUUGUAGGAUGCCAUUGUGCAGUUCACUCAAGCACUUCAACGUGAAUUGCUUAGAUGAUGAACUGGAUACUAUUCAUGACUUGAAGAAACGGGAAAAAGAAGAGUUAAUUGAGAAUGAUCAUAGAGUUAAUACCUCCAAAAUAACCAAGCAAUCUUUUAAAGAAAUAGAGAAAGUUGCCCUUCCAACUAAUUUGGCCUCAUCAAGACUUCGGACUGAAUGUUACAGUGAUGCAAGUGACUCUCCUGUGAAACAUAUCAGCUCCCCAAAAUCGAAAGCAUCAGACAAGCAGAGUUUACUUCCACAUCACAUUGGUCAGAUAUAUGAUGAAUUAUUUCAAAUUCAUCUGAAACUGCAGUGUGAAACUGCAGCACAACAGAAAUUUGCUGAAGAACUUCAAAAGCGCGAACAUUUUUUACUUGAGAGAGAACAACUGCUUUUCAGACAUGAAAAUGCUUUGAGUAAAAUUAAAGGUGUUGAAGAAGAGGUUCUUACAAGAUUUCAAAUUAUGAAGGAGCAACAUGAUGCAGAAGUUGAACACUUAACUGAAGUUCUUAAGGAAAAGAAUAAAGAAAGCAAGAGACUGAGAUCCUCUUUUGAUGCACUGAAGGAAUUGAAUGAUACCUUAAAAAAACAAUUAAAUGAAGUAAGUGAUGAAAACAGGAAGAUGGAGAUUCAGGCUAAGAGAGUGCAAGCUCGUUUAGAUAAUUUACAGAGAAAGUACGAGUUCAUGACAAUACAGAGAUUGAAAGCAAAUUCCCAUGCUGCUCAUGAAAUGAAAACCAUAAAGCAAGAAAAAGUACCAGUUCCAAAAACAUUCAAGGUACCACUUAAUGGACAAGUUUAUGAACUUUUAACUGUCUUCAUGGACUGGAUUUCAGAUCAUCAUCUUAGCAAAGUGAAACAUGAAGAAUCUGGAAUGGAUGGUGAAAAGCCAGUACUCAAAUUUGCUUCUCAGAGAAAUGAUAUUCAGGAGAAGUGUGUAAAG
This is a messenger RNA of Carlito syrichta (Philippine tarsier), 1743 nucleotides long. RefSeq names its product coiled-coil domain-containing protein 138-like. Lineage: Eukaryota; Metazoa; Chordata; Mammalia; Primates; Tarsiidae. The transcript is spliced from 12 exons. The annotation marks the transcript as partial. The record is from RefSeq and is a predicted model, not a curated record.